Molecule: messenger RNA, 11887 nt
Organism: Hermetia illucens (black soldier fly)
Lineage: Eukaryota; Metazoa; Arthropoda; Insecta; Diptera; Stratiomyidae
Product: dynein heavy chain 12, axonemal-like
Exons: 16
Coding region: 1-11829 (3942 amino acids)
Biological process (GO): microtubule-based movement
Cellular component (GO): dynein complex
Molecular function (GO): minus-end-directed microtubule motor activity; dynein light intermediate chain binding; dynein intermediate chain binding
Source: RefSeq, a predicted model, not a curated record
AUGAGCCGGAACUUGAAGCGUUUAUAUCGCCCUCCGACUGAUCUAGAAAAAUACGACAAUGAAGAAUACUCGAAAAAUCCUUUGUUGAAGUACAAUAUCUGUGAAAUAAAAGAAAGACGACAUUACACGUUCCUGCACCGAAAGGCAACUAAUGACAAAGUGAAGCUAUGCGGGAAGCCGGAAGUUGAUUUGAAUCCUGUUCUCCCAAUGAGGCAGUCCCAUUACGUGGACAAGCUCCGUGAAUAUGCCAGCAAAAUUCCAGUUCCGCGAAUGCUGUACCAAACGGAAAAUAAAAUUUUAGAUUUCGUUCCGAAACGGCUCAGGGACAUGUACCCGAAUAUUGUGAAGGAGUACAUGACUGAAGUGCAUGGAGAAUUUGACCAGAUUAUCAAGAGUUACAGUUUGCGCAAGAUUUUGGUUGAGCCGGAAGGGCACUCUGAAAAAACGACGGACAGAUGCGAAAAUGAGAGGCAGCCCCAUGGACACGUUAGUAGCUCUGUGAAGCGAAAAGGGAAAACAUCGAACUAUCCCAAUUAUUUGAGGAAUCGGGAAAAGCUGAAGAGACAGUUCGUCCUGAAUCAUGUAUUCGUUCGCGCAAUACUAAAGAACUUUGAACUAGACUUUCCCCAAGUGUUAUGCGAUUAUGGUAUGUAUGACGUGAAGGAGAAGUUAGAAAAGCCGAUGUUGGUUCGCAAGUACACCAGGACCGUCACAAAGCUUCUGAACGAUAAAACCGAAUUCAUACGCAGAACAUGGUAUCCGAAGCUUAUGAAUAUUCUGAGGAAGAACUUCAAGAAGCAUGCAUUGACUUUGACGCAGUGGAGGAAAGUUUUGAAAACGUCCAAGGGGUUGAUUAACAGACAAUUCAAUGUGGUAAAAAUGAGAACAAUCGAGGAUUUGAUUGAGAUCGUUCUGGACCGGGAACGGAUUCCUAUGUUCACAUUCGAGUUGAUGUGCGGCCCUGAUGGAAUAAUUCUUGAGCCAAGUUAUAAAGCGGUGCAGAACUGCUUCGCUAAUAUCAUUGACGAGAUAGCGGAUGUGGGGAGGCAGCUGGAAACGCCUGAACUACAACUGGAUAGGUUUUCGUUCCCCACAACCGAAAGUGAGUUGCACAUCAAUUUGAACAGGAAAUAUGUAGACGAAAUGAAGGAUCGCCUCUUUGCUUGUUUGGAGGUGACCUAUACGCCUGUCCUGCGAUAUGUUGAGGAUAUGCAGGACAGAUACUAUGAGCUGUAUAGUGAAGAGACUACCAACGACCUUCUAGUCUUCCUCAGCGAGCCUAGAGAACUUCGAGAAUAUUUUGAUAGAAUAAACUCCUAUUACGGCUUCAUCUCCAUGCUACGAAGUGAAGUCAACAUGGAAUACUUUGACACUGCUAUUAUCAUAAAAGCUAAAGCUAUAGCGAGGCUUCGUGAAAUUGUCGACUCAUUAAUUGAGGUAGUCACAAAGCAAGUUGUACUUGAGCAUAUGAAGGAGCAAGAAGAAAUUUGCGGUAUUUUCGAGGAAAUCAGGGCGAAAGCCUUGGAAGUUCCCAGGUCAACAGAGCAACUUCUCGAAGGUGGUCAAUAUGUUUUGAAAAUAAAGACAGUGGAUAUGCAUGAACUGCAUGAACGCGUUGAAAAAAGUUUGAAGAUUGGUACCGAGCUUUUUGAGUUGACAGAGUUGAGUCCAGAACAUAUAGAGCUUCAACGGAAUACCAUAAAUUGGUUGGAGGAGAUCAAGCUCGUGUUUGAACAAAAUGCGACCAUGCAUGAAACAUAUAAAUUUCAUUUUGAAGAACAUCUGAGCCAUGUGUCGCGGAAGCUGAGAACUGACAUUGCUGAAAUGAUUCCAAUGAUGACUGUUGUCAAUGAUAUGAGUGAGCCAGAGAAGUUUCGGGAAUACUUUAUUCUGCUGCAAAACUUUAUUGAUCAGUUGAUCACGUUUGACGAUUAUGUUGCGUGGAUUAAUAAGGAAGAAAAGCUAUUUCAGUUUCCGAAAUCAGAGUACCACGAUUUGGAGGUCUUGAAAGAGUUUGUUGUUCCAUUUGCCGCAUUGAUGAAGUUGUGCAUCAGGUGGCUGCGAUACUAUUAUGUUUGGAUGGAUGGACCUUUUGAGUAUUUAGAGCCUAAAUUUGUUGAGGAAACCACCGAUGAAUUUUUCAACGAAUUCCUCAAAACACAGAAGUACUAUCGCAAUAAAAUCAAACAGGAUAUGAUAGCGAAUCCUAUUUGUACAUUUAGGGGUAAAACAGAAGAUCCUGAUCCCGAAAAUCACCCAGUCCCAAUAAAACUCUGCACUAAAAUGAUUCAAUGGAUCAAAGACUUCCGAUUGGGGGUUUUCAUUGUAGGUAUCAUGUGUAAUCCGGCAUUGAGACCACGACACUGGAAGGAGAUGUCUGAAGUAGUCGGUUUUGAUAUAACCCCGGACGCCGGGACAACGCUAAGGAAGAUAAUUGAUUUUGAACUAGAUGAAAAACUGGACAGUUUAGAGAUCAUAAGUGCUGGUGCUAACAAAGAACUGCAGCUGCAGAUCAACUUGAAAGUUAUGAUUCAAGAAUGGUCUAAUGUGGAGUUUCCAAUGGGUCCUUACAAAGAUACAGGAAUUACUAUUCUCUCCAGCUUGGAUGAUGUUCAGGCACUUCUGGAUGAUCACCUUAUUAAGACUCUUUCAAUGCGGGGCUCUGCGUUUGUGAAGCCUUGCGAAGCCGAGGUUAAGGCUUGGUAUGAGAAGCUCACUAGAGUUAAUAAAACAUUUGAAGAGUGGGGAAAAGUUCAAUCUAACUUCUUGUAUUUACUGCCGAUCUUUUCAUCGAAGGAUAUUGUCGCCCAGAUGCCUGAAGAAGGGAGACUCUUCGUACAAGUUGAACAAACUUAUCGGAGAUAUAUGACUAUGAUCGUACGCCAACCGAAUGUAAUGGAAACGGCUCCUUCUCCUGGACUUCUAGAAGCUCUAGAGGUUGCCAAUAAAAUGCUGGAUGAUAUAACGAACGGCGUCAAUAAUUACCUGGAGAAAAAGAGGUUGUAUUUCGCAAGAUUUUUCUUCCUCUCAAACGACGAGAUGCUGGAAAUCCUCUCUGAAACUAAAAAUCCUUUAAGAGUGCAGCCUCAUUUAAGUAAAUGUUUUGAAGGCAUCUAUAGAUUAGAUUUUGAUGACAACCUGAACGUACUUGCUAUGAAUAGCAUGGACGGAGAGAAAAUUGCAUUUGUUACGAUGGUUUCCACAGCCGAAGCCGGCGGAAGUGUCGAGAAGUGGCUUUUGGGGGUUGAAACUGAAAUGCUCAUUGCAGUACAAAACGAGAUCACUUUAAGCUACUUGCAGUAUAUUGAGAAGAAGAGGAGUCAAUGGGUCUUGGAUUGGGCUCAAAUGGUUGUGCUUUGCGUUUCGCAGGUAUUCUGGGCGGCUGAUGUUCAUAACAGCUUGGAGACGAGAAACCAGAGUCUCAUUCGCAACUUCUUUGAUGACCUUACCAACAAUUUAAAUGAGAUUGUCGCUUUGAUUCGCUCGAAGGAUAUAACGAAUUUGAACAGGAUUACCAUCAAGUCGCUCAUAGUAAUUGAUGUUCACGCGAGGGAUGUAGUUGAGAAUUUGAUAGAGGAGAAAGUACAUUCCGAAGCAGAUUUCCGUUGGUUAGCUCAGUUGCGAUAUUAUUUCGAAGGUGGCAAGGCGCUAGUCAGGAUUAUUAAUGCAACUGUGGACUAUGCAAACGAAUAUUUAGGGAAUUCUGAUCGGUUAGUGAUUACGCCUUUGACCGAUCGUUGCUAUCGCACACUUAUAGGAGCAUACCAGCUUCACUUAAACGGUGCUCCUGAAGGUCCCGCCGGUACAGGUAAAACUGAAACUACUAAGGAUUUGGCGAAAGCAUUAGCAGUCCAGUGCAAAGUAUUCAACUGUUCAGAUGGUCUCGACUAUAAAGCCAUGGGAAAGUUUUUCAAAGGGCUGGCCUGUUGUGGAGCGUGGGCUUGCUUUGAUGAAUUCAACCGACUUGAAUUGGAGGUGUUAUCUGUAGUAGCGCAACAGAUCCUUUCUAUUAUUCAAGCCGUGCGAGCGGGAGUUUCCAAGUUUGUCUUUGAGGGGACCGAAUUAAAUUUGAAUCCUGCAUGCUAUGUGUGCAUCACUAUGAACCCUGGUUAUGCUGGAAGAUCAGAGUUACCAGAUAACCUGAAAGUCCUUUUUCGAAGUGUAGCAAUGAUGGUUCCGGAUUAUGCUAUGAUCGGUGAAAUAUCAUUGUAUUCGUAUGGAUUUGUUAAUGCAAGAUUGCUUUCUGUGAAAAUUGUCACCACUUAUCGGCUAUGCUCAGAACAACUAUCCUCCCAAAAUCACUACGAUUACGGAAUGAGGGCUGUAAAAACGGUGCUAUCUGCUUGUGGAAAUAUAAAGAAAGCCUUUCCAGAUGAAAAUGAAGAAAUCCUAUUAUUGCGCUCUCUUCUCGAUGUGAAUCUUCCGAAAUUCCUAUCGUUUGAUAUUCCUCUGUUCGAAGGUAUAAUCUCAGAUUUGUUCCCAGGAGUAAUCCUUCCGAAACCGGAUUAUGCCCUCAUUACCAAAGCAUUCAACGAGGUUUGUGAAGAGAUGAAUUUGCAGCCGAAGGAGUGCUUCCUGACGAAGGUUAUUCAAACGUUCGAGAUGAUGAUCGUUCGGCAUGGAUUUAUGAUGGUUGGUGAACCAAUGGCCGGAAAAUCAUGUACACUGAAAGCCUUGGGCAGAAUUUUGGGUAAACUGAAGGAAGUGGGAGGGAAUCCUUAUUUUCAAAAUGUCCAAAUGGGAAUUGUGAAUCCGAAAUCGAUUACUAUGGGCCAGUUAUAUGGUGCCUUUGAUCCUAUUUCGUACGAGUGGACUGAUGGAAUUGCCGCUGUUAUCUUCAGGAACUUUGCGAACGAUACCAGCCCUGAUCGCAAAUGGCUGAUUUUUGACGGACCUGUGGAUGCUGUAUGGAUUGAAAAUAUGAAUACCGUUCUGGAUGAUAAUAAAAAACUUUGCCUUACUUCAGGAGAGGUAGUGACUAUGAGCAAUGUGAUGUCUAUGAUAUUUGAAGUGAUGGAUUUAGCGCAAGCAUCUCCGGCUACAGUUUCACGAUGCGGUAUGAUUUACAUGGAACCCAUUACUUUGGGUUGGGAGGCAUUUGCUGAAUCUUGGUUGAAUCAAUGCGAUGAACGGUGGUCUAUUGAGUACAGGCCUUUAGUGAUGGAAAUGUUGCGAUGGACAAUACCCAGUGCAGCUCAUUUCAUCCGAAAGAAUUGCAAGCAAUUGCUUCAUCCCGGGGAAUUCAGUGUUUUACGAACUACCUUUGAUAUAUUUGAAAUGUUAAUAUCAGGAGCUAUUGAGGAAAAUCCCGAAGAUUAUGAUAAAUAUUUGACUGCGUGGUUCGAAGCAGCUCUCCUUUAUGCUUUGCUGUGGGGCAUAGGUGGGAUCUUGGAUGAGGAGUCCCGAGAAAAAUUCGAUGUUUUCCAGAAAAGUGUAUGGAACGGACAAAGCAAGGAGGCUCUAAUUCCAGAAAUGGUUGGAGAAAUUGAAAUUUCAAUCCCGUUAGAAGGGAUGCUGGUUGAUUAUGUUUACAUUUUUAUUCAAAAAGGAGCAUGGAAAUAUUGGCCAGAGGUCGUCAGGCGAAUGGAGCCCGAAGAAAGUGCAUUAGGAAUCCAAGUCCCCACCAUUGAUACUGGACGCUACAUGCAUAUACUGGAGUUGCAUAUAAAACAUAAGAAAAAGAUGUUGCUGGUUGGUCCAACUGGUACAGGGAAAAGUUCAUAUAUGCAAAAUAUGCUCAUGAAUACGCUGUCUCCUGAGUUAUAUGUUCCGGCUUUUGUCACAUUUACCGUAAUGAUUACUGCCAAUCAAACACAAAAUUUAUUCAUUUCGAAGCUCAUCAAAAAGAAGCGCGGUAUAUUCGGCUCACCUAAAGGUAAGACGACGGUUAUUUUUGUUGAUGACAUGAACAUGCCAGAGAAAGAAAUCUAUGGAGCUCAACCACCUCUUGAGCUCCUCCGGCAAUAUUUUGACUACAAACACUGGUAUGACCUCAAGGAUACCAGCAAAAUUUACCUAAACGACAUAUUGGUCUUAUGUGCAUGUGGCCUACCCGGCGGAAGCCGUCAGGACGUGUACGCAAGAUUCCUUUGCCAUUUCAACAUCUUCUCCAUUAACACAUUCUCAGAAGAAACUGUCAGCAGGAUCUUCGCCGCAGUUCUGCUCAACGGUUAUCGCAAAGGCGGCCACGCCUCUGAUGUUAUCACUUCAGUGAAUCAAAUUGUUAGUGCAACCCAGCAGGUGUAUAAGUUAAUCAGUAGCGGAUUGAGACCUACACCAGCUAAGUCGCACUACGUGUUCAAUGUUCGAGAUAUAUCCAGAGUUUGUAUUGGAUGUUCGCUAAUGAGGAAGGAAUCCGUGGAGCACAAGAAAAUGUUUGGUAGAGUUUGGUACCAUGAAUGCCUCCGUGUUUUUUAUGACAGGUUAAUAGAUGAGUCUGAUCAGAAGUGGCUUUUCCAAGUUCUGAACGAUGCGAUCAGAGACAACUUUAAGGACAAAGUUGAGUCGGUCUUUGAUAACCGAUUGAAUGAAAACAAACAGAUUACCAUGGAAGCGGUAACUAAGGUGAUCUUCGGAUCAUUCAUGGACGAAGAUUCAGCCGCUGAUGAGAAGCGCUACGAAGAGAUCGACUUUGACGUGUACACAAAUUUCGCUUACAAAAGUUUAGAUGAAUAUAACUCGACGCGUAGAUCAAAGAUGAAUAUUGUAUUAUUCACGUAUGCCUUGCAGCAUCUAAACAAAAUCUGUCGAAUUAUGUCUAUGCAAGGAGGAAGCGCCCUUCUAGUAGGGAUUGGCGGAUCUGGUCGUCAAUCACUGACAAAGCUAGCUGCAUCCAUGUGCGGCGAAGCUCUAUUUCAACCAGAAAUUACAAAGAACUACGGGGUGAAUGACUGGCAUGACGACAUCAAAAAAGUUCUCAAAGAAGCUGGAGGGCUAGGAAAACAUUGCGCGUUUCUUAUGACUGAAAACCAAAUUAAGAUGGAGUUGUUUCUGCAGGACAUCGACUGCUUAUUGAAUCAAGGCGAAGUCCCUAAUAUUUUUGCAAUUGAUGAAAGACAGGAAAUUCUAGAGAUGGUUCGUUUAGCAGCUCAGGGGGGUAAUAGAGCUGUAGAUGUUUCCCCGCUGCAAGUAUUUUCCUUCUUUGUAAGCCGAUGCAAACAGAAACUGCAUAUAAUCCUUUGCUUCAGUCCAAUCGGUUCCGCCCUUCGCUCUCGCAUCAGACUUUAUCCGUCCUUAGUCAACUGUUGUACUAUUGACUGGUUUCAGUUGUGGCCUCAGGACGCUCUUCAAAUGGUGGCAGAGCGAUAUAUGACAAAUAUUCAAGUGCCACCAGAGGUGAAAAAGGCUGCCAUAGUUGCUUGCGAACACUUUCAUGUAACAGCCAACGAAGUAAUUAAGGACUUUUUCGCUCAAACGGGCCGAAUAAUAUAUAUAACAUCUGCAUCUUUCUUGGAGUUAAUUAAGUCAUUUGAAAAUUUAGUAAUGAAGAAGCAAAAGGAAAUUAUGUCCGCAAAAAUGAGAUAUGUUGGUGGUUUGGAAACGCUACAGAAAGCGUCUGCAGCAAUUGAGAUAAUGUCAGUUGAGUUGAGUAACUUACAACCUAAGCUAGAGGUUAUGGCUGAGAAAUCAAGAAAAAUGAUGGUCGAAAUUAAUAGGGAAACUAUUACGGCCGCCGCCGCCGCUGAACAAGUAAAAAAAGACGAAAUUGUAGCCAAUGCUCAAGCUCAAUCUGCUCAGGCCCUGAAAGAUGAGUGUGAAAAAGAUUUGGCUGAAGUCAUGCCAAUUUUAGACGAAGCCUUGGCAGCUCUAGAUACCAUCAAAGCUGCAGAUAUCACCCUACUCAAGUCAAUGACCAACCCCCCUGCCGCUGUUAAGUUGGUUAUGGCUGCAGUAUGUGUGAUGAAAGGAGUAGCACCAGAUAGGGUUGCUGAACCCGGCACUGGAAAGAUGGUCAAUGAUUACUGGGGUCCUAGUAAACGAAUUAUAGCCGAUAUGGGAUUUAUGAACUCUCUGAAAAACUUCGAUAAGGACAACAUUAAACCUGAAAUAAUGGCGAAAAUCCGAAAGGAAUAUAUUCCUCACAAAGACUUUAAACCUAAUGUUGUGGCAAAAGCGUCAAGUGCUGCCGAAGGAAUGUGUAAAUGGAUAAUUGCAAUGGACCUUUAUGAUUCUGCAGCGAAAAUUGUUGCACCCAAAAAGGCGAAAUUAGCUGCAGCAGAGAAAGAGUACUCCGAAACUAUGGAGCUAUUAAAUGAGAAACGAAACUUAGUAAAGACGUUGGCAGAAAAAGUUGCUCGUUUGAAUGCAGACCUUGAGAAGGCCAAUGCUCAGAUGCAGAAGACCGCCGAUGAAGUCGACCUGUGCAAGAACAAAUUAUCUCGCGCUCAAGCUUUGAUUGGGGGCUUGGGUGGAGAGAAGUCUCGCUGGACUCAAGCGGCUCAUAAUUUACAAUCUCUGUAUGAAGAUGUGCCAGGGAAUAUUCUGAUAUGUUGUGGGGUGAUCGCGUACUUGAGCGCCCUUACUGCCCCUUUCAGAAACAGAUGUAUUGAUGACUGGUUCGCAAAAUGUAAGACUCUGAACAUUCCAUGCUCGUCGACGUACAAUUUUGCAGAAGUUUUGGGGUCGGAUAUUACAAUCCAAUCAUGGAAUAUUGCUGGUUUGCCAAGUGAUGCGUUUUCUUCGGAGAAUGCAGUGAUUAUGGAUAAUUCCAGCAGAUAUAGUUUAUUCAUAGAUCCACAGGGUCAAGCAAAUAAAUGGAUCAAGAACAUGGAGAAAGCUAAUCGCCUUCAGGUGGUUAAAUUCUCACAAGGAAACUACAUGAAAAUUAUUGAAAUAUGUAUUGAAAUGGGACAGCCCGCUCUAAUCGAAAACGUCCACGAAGAACUGGAAGUACCUUUGGAUCCAAUUCUCAACCACAACACUUUUAUCCAAGGUGGAAAAGAGUUUAUAAGCUUGGGUGAUAACGUUAUAGAACUAUCUCCGAAAUUCAAAUUGUAUAUGACGAGCAACCUUCGAAAUCCCCACUAUUUGCCAGAAACGUUCAACAAAGUGACAAUUAUCAAUUUCGCCCUCACCCAGAAGGGUUUAGAGGAUCAACUUUUGGGUAUUGUUGUGGCUAAGGAACGUCCAGAGUUACAGGAACUCAGGCAAGUUCUAAUAGCCGAAAACGCUCAAAACAGGGCACUACUUAAAGACGCCGAAGAUAAGAUUUUGGAAACGUUGUCCUCUAGUGAAGGAGAUAUUUUGGAAAAUGAAAAGGCCAUUCAGAUCUUAGACGACUCAAAGGAACUGGCUGCAGACAUUAAAAUUAAACAAGCUACUUCGAAGGAAACCGAAAUCAAAAUCGAGAAUUUCCGACAAAGUUACAGGUCCGUUGCUGCUCACGCAUCAGUUCUCUACUACACAAUAACUGACCUGCCUAACAUAGACCCCAUGUAUCAGUUCUCUCUGAAUUGGUACAUAAAUCUGUAUGUGUACUCUAUAGAGAACGCCAACAAAUCCAAGGAUCUUCAGAGGCGACUUAAAUUUCUCACUGACGCAAUCACUUCGAAUUUAUACAAUAACGUUUGCAGAUCGAUUUUCGAGAAGGAUAAACUCCUUUACUCAUUCAUUCUAACAACGAAGGUCAUGUUAGCCAAUGAACAGAUUCAGCAGAGUGAACUUAUGUACUUACUUUCUGGAGGUACUUCACUGGGUAGCACAGAAAAAAACCCAGACCCUACUUGGAUUACAGACAUUAUGUGGUCCGAUAUUUGUAAAUUGGAUCAGCUACCAAAACUCUCCGAUUUCAUGAGACAAUGUAAGUCGAAUUUACCAACGUGGCGAUACUAUUAUGACUCCAACGAACCCCAUAAAGAAGAUUUACCGGCUCCAUGGGACCAUGAUGCAACUCCUUUUGAGAAAAUUAUAAUCUUGAAAGCUUUUCGCCCUGAUAAAGUAUUUCUCGCGAUAACCGACUUUGUUAGUAGUCAAAUGGGACCCCAGUUUGUCAGUCCUCCACCAUUUGAUAUUGCGAAAUCUUUUGAAGACUCGAAUUUUCUCUCACCGUUAAUCUUCAUUUUGUCACCCGGUGCUGACCCUAUGGGAUCAUUACUUCUAUUCGCCGAGAAAAUGAACUACGAUGAAACCUUCCAGAGUAUAUCGUUGGGCCAGGGGCAAGGACCGAUUGCUCAAAAAAUGAUCGAAGAAGCUCAACAACAAGGAACUUGGGUCUGCUUGCAAAAUUGCCAUUUAGCAGCAUCUUGGAUGCCCAACCUGGAGUACAUUUGGGAGAAUAUGGACAUAUACAACACAGAAUCAAACUUUCGGCUUUGGCUUACAAGUUACCCGAGUGAUAAGUUUCCAGUUUCACUUCUACAAAAUGGAGUUAAAAUGACCAACGAACCGCCGACUGGGUUGCAACAAAAUUUACUGAGGUCAUACAAUUCAGAGCCUAUGAACGAUGAGAAAUUCUAUACAGGAUGCCCUAAUAAGGACCGUGCGUUUACACGCCUUUUAUAUGGGAUUUGCUUUUUCCACGCUGUAGUCCAGGAAAGACGAAAAUUCGGACCCCUUGGCUGGAACAUUCCUUACGGAUUUAAUGAAUCUGAUUUCCAAAUUUCUGUUCAACAAUUGCAGAUGUUCAUGAAUCAAUACGAUGAGAUCCAAUAUGCUGCCAUAUCAUACCUAACCGCUGAGUGUAAUUACGGAGGUCGAGUAACCGACGCAUGGGAUCGGCGAGCAAUUGUUACUAUUUUAGCGGAUUAUGUAAAUGAGAGUGUUGUUAACGAUAGUCGAUACACCUUCGCCCCUGGUGAGGAAUAUGCCUUACCUAGAAAAUCAGAACAUCGAGAAGUUGUUCGUUAUAUUGAAGAGAGCAUACCAGCAAUGCCUUCUCCAGAAGUCUAUGGUUUACAUCCAAAUGCAGGCAUAACGAGGGAUCUACAAACUUCCACGUUACUUCUCGAUUCAAUGAUUCUUACAAUGGGGAAGGUAUCUACAGCCUCGGGAGCGGAUUCAGAAAAAUCUCUUGUUGAGGCACUUAAAAGUAUCGUUGGAAGUCUACCUCCAAGUUUUGAUAUUGAAACAGCGAAAGAAGCUUAUCCGGUCGAUUACAAUGAAUCUAUGAACACUGUCCUGGUGCAGGAGAUGGAGCGAUUCAAUAAGCUACUAGGCGUGGUUCGAAGCUCUUGUACAGAACUUCAAAAUGCCGUGAAGGGUAUCAUUGCAAUGACACCCGACUUAGAGAAUAUCAGUUAUGCAAUCGAACUUAAAAGGAUUCCUAAUAAAUGGAUGUCCAGCUCUUACCCCAGCUUGAAGCCGUUAGGUUCUUAUGUGACUGAUUUUGUGGAUAGGCUACUUUGGCUACAAGAUUGGUUUAAUAGUGGAAAGCCUCCGACGUUCUGGAUUUCUGGAUUCUACUUCACUCAAGCCUUCCUCACAGGCGCAAUGCAAAAUUUCGCUCGAAAGUACAAAAUUCCAAUCGAUACACUAACUUUUGACUUCGAAGUACUUUACGUUAAACGAAUGGAAAGGAUGCCUCCAGAUGGAGUAUACGUCAACGGGUUAUUCCUCGAAGGUGCUAAGUGGAGAGGACGCCUGGAAGAGCAAGACCCCAAAGUUCUCGUUGAAGAGGUUCCGUGUAUUCACUUUAUGCCAAUACUGAUAACAGCGCUGACAGAAGGAGAAAGGUAUAAAUGUCCUUUGUACAAGACUGCUGAGCGCCGAGGAACAUUAUCGACUACCGGUCAUUCAACCAACUACGUCUUGCCAAUACUUCUAGAAACAACUAAGUCAGCUACUCAUUGGGUUAAGCGUAGUGUAGCCCUGAUAUGCCAAACUAGUACUUAGCGUUUUGCUCCUUAUUUUAUUUUUAAUUCAUUGUUUGAUUGUGUCCGGAAUGUAUUGG